GCUUCUAAGCACAGGCCAAUGGCUCCCUUUCUUACUGAGCCGUUAGCAACAGUGAACCGAAGUCGAGCUUCACAACAGCUAGGACAUUCCUUCUUCAACUGAAGCUAACGACUUGGACACUAAAAUGUCUGCCUGUUGUGUGGUCGGGUGCAAAAAUCGGCAUUCACCCGGCAACAAACUAAAAUUUUACAGAAUACCAACAGCAUACAGACCGUUUCAAGCUAACCGUCGGCGUUUAUGGCUAAAAGUGAUCAAGCAAGUGAAUGGCGGCACAGAGGAGCUCAAAGAAAAUGCUCGGGUUUGUGGCGCCCAUUUUAUAUCAGGAGAAGCAUCCAUGGACCACAACAGUCCGGACUUUGUGCCGUCUGUGUUUACUUGUGUGAAGCAGAGCAGGCGCCGCGGGAACCAAAGCAGAAGGAUUUUUGGACGUAGAAAAAGGCGUUUGCAUCGCCGAGCUGCCAAAGCGGAUGAGCCUGAGAUACAGGAGUCCUCUUCUGACCCUGUUCCAAUGGAAGAAAAUGGAAGUGAACCUUCACAAGAUAUGCAGACACCAUCAAGGACAAUAUGUUCAGAGGCUGAAGAAACACUGACCAACACUGACACUGAUAGGAAAGACAUCACCUCAACGCCUUCCAUGAAACUUCCACCGGGUCUUUUGAAAGUCGGAAAAAUCAGUCCUCUGGUGCUCCUGAAGCGCAUACUUGCUCCAUCGGGUAGUUAUUUAUGUGAGCUAUGCGAUGAAAACUUCCCCAAUGUCCCACAGCUUGUCCAACACAAAUGUCAGCAUGAAGAAGAAAAACAUGACAAAUCCCCUCCCAGUGAUGUUCAGGAGAAUUGGCCCACUAGUGUUUUGGCACAGCAAGAUGAGCCUUUCUUUUCGUGUAACAUGUGUGAUCGAAUUUUUACGGACAAGCAUCAUCUGAAGCGGCAUAAACUGCUUCAUGUCAGAGAUGGGAGGAAGUGCCCAACAUGCCGCGUACUUUUCUGUCAACUUCACAGACACACGUUGUUUGUGCCUCACCCACAUGUGUGCACAAGCGAGUCUGACGAAGAUAGUUCUGUCGGUGAGUCGCAGGAUGUACCUGAACCAACUGAGGUCGUAGAUGAGGUUGAAGACUUUAAAAGUUCCUGGGAUUUCAUCCCGCUGUUAAAAAACAAUCUUUCCAUCAGCGAAGCCCACGCACCAACCUCAGAAACAGAAAUCUUAACUGAAAUCCCGCUGGAAGACCUCUGCUUUCCAGGUCUGGGUUUGCCAAAAGCCAAAGACUUUAAGUGUACGACCAAACGACGAGGACCUGAUGCCUUCACAGAAAAUCGCUUACCUCCACAUCGGGAACUCCCUCCUUCACUACAGUUUUUUUCACAUCAAUUCCUCACUUCAACAUUUUUCCAAGUUAAAAGAAACUAUAAAUAUAUUUUUAGCAAGGGAAUGGACGUCACUCCUGUGGUUUCUGUAGAAGACAAUCCCCGUGAGACAGAGCCGGACCUUUCAGAUGCACUAAAUAGUGAGAAGGAUGAAAAGAAGACGACUGCUUUCGACCUGCAGAUUGUGGUCUAACAAAAACGUUGAGUGACAUAAUUGAGCUCUCUUUACUGGAAUGUCGUUGAGAAAUGUCACCAAUAUUCCAGACUGCUGCAUCUUUAAAAAUGAAAUGACAUUUUUUUUAAAUUUUCAUUUGAUGUUUUGUAAUAAAAAAAUAUUUUCUCACACAGUCAUAAUCAUAAAUGCUCAUCUGGGUUUUAAUUUGUCUGAAAUCAAGUGCAUUAUAUCUUGAAGUGUUUUUGAAAUUGUAUAUCAUUGAUAUUUCAAUCAAGCAGCAUGGUGAGGUGGUUAGCAUGUGGUUAGCAUGUGGUUAGCAUGUCAGUACUCCUCCUCUCACCCACAAAGCCAGCCGGGAUAGUCUCAACAUUGUUGCAACCCUGAGCAGAAUAAGAGAAUAAGCAGUAUUGGAAAUUAUUGUAUUUUUUGUAUGUUUGUCAAACAUAUUUCAGAUCAAAGAAAUUUAAUUAGUGACAACACAAAAUGCAAUUUUUGAAAUUAAACAUUUUAUUGUGUAUUAAAGGAGAAAACAAUA
Doryrhamphus excisus (bluestripe pipefish) is the source of this 2075-nucleotide messenger RNA. RefSeq lists its product as uncharacterized. Lineage: Eukaryota; Metazoa; Chordata; Actinopteri; Syngnathiformes; Syngnathidae. The record is from RefSeq and is a predicted model, not a curated record.